Telopea speciosissima is the source of this 602-nucleotide messenger RNA. Its product is annotated as keratinocyte-associated protein 2. Bases 57 to 422 code for a protein of 121 amino acids. The transcript is spliced from 5 exons. NCBI's taxonomy places the organism in Eukaryota, Viridiplantae, Streptophyta, Magnoliopsida, Proteales, Proteaceae. The record is from RefSeq and is a predicted model, not a curated record.
UCUUUCAGAUCCGAACAGAGGGAGGCUCUCAAAGCUUCGAUAACUGCCUGAACUUCAUGGCGGCACCAGGGAGCUCCAUGCUUUACUCUUUCCUUCUAUUUGCUGUCAUUCUCUCACUUCAGGAAAUGUAUAGGGUGAAGUUGGCAUCAACGGAGUUAUUCACCAUUCUUGGAGGCUUCAUUAGCUCUCUUUUAUUUCUUGUAUUGCUUACAUUCAUUGGAAACUUCCAGGAGACAUGUGGCAUAAGAACUGGUUGGGGUGCUGUCCUAUUGGCGGAAGCAAUUGCUCUAAUUGCUGCUGGCACUGUGCAUCGAGUUUGUAUCACAACAUGCUUCUUGUUCUCUAUGGGAUUGCUGUAUGAGAUUAACAAGAUUUCGGGGGUGACGCUUUCCACAAAUGAGGGUAAAACGAAGAGGCAUUAAGCAGGGAGCCUUGAGUUGAACCACAAUAGCUCAUCAAUUUCCAUUUUUGGUAGACAUCUUUAUGUGAACCUUGUCGUCUUUCUUAAAUGAUGUACCUUUCUUAUGCUUCAAUAUAUUAGACUCUGUUUUCCAUAAGGGGAAUUUGAAGAUAUGCUUGUUGAAGUUUUUUACAUAGUUUUC